This is a messenger RNA of Nematostella vectensis (starlet sea anemone), 2696 nucleotides long. RefSeq names its product metal tolerance protein 11. The coding region runs from base 160 to 1485 and encodes 441 amino acids. Gene Ontology annotation, molecular function: monoatomic cation transmembrane transporter activity. Lineage: Eukaryota; Metazoa; Cnidaria; Anthozoa; Actiniaria; Edwardsiidae. The transcript has 2 exons. The record is from RefSeq and is a predicted model, not a curated record. Gene Ontology annotation, cellular component: membrane. Gene Ontology annotation, biological process: transmembrane transport; monoatomic cation transport.
AUAUCUAACUUUACCCCUCCCCUCACAGAUGUAAUUCUAUCCAGUCACGUCGUUUUGUGUUACGUGAGGCCGCGAGUCCGAUUAACUUUGCGCCGCCGAAAUAUUACUCAGCAUUUCUCACAGUGUUUUGCUACUACGUUCCUUCACGUCAAGACGGCCAUGGAUAACAGCGAGGAAAAUGCACAUUCUAUAGGAGGCUCGAUUCCCUCGGUGGAGUUUCAUAAGAUCGAGAUAACUCCAAAUGCGUCUCUGGAUGGUUUAGCUGCGAUUGAUACGUUAGGCAUCGAUCGUCAAAAAGGCUCUGCAUGUCCGUCCAUGAUUACGCUGAUGGAGAUCGCCCCUGUUAAAAACGCCAUUGCUGACCGCUCUGAGAAGUCCCAGACUUCGUCAAGUAUUUGCCAGAAAUGGAAAUCAGUAAAAUGUAGCUUUCAAAGAGUGAGUCAAGAAGACAGCGAGGGGAAGAAAUUGCCCAAGAACGUUCGCAGGUACUACAAACAACAGCAAGAAAUUACUGAAGCAUUCCAAAAUUCUUACCAUGAGGACGAACAUCUUGAGUCAGCUGACAUAACUGAAGCUAAUGACAAGGCUGUAGCACUGGCCGUCAGACUUAGCCUGUUUUGCAAUGUACUGCUACUAAUUGGUAAAAUUGUGGCGUCAUACCUCUCUGGAUCGCUGUCAAUCAUUUCAAGCCUUGUCGACAGUGCUGUGGAUCUAGUGUCUGGUAUAAUAUUUUGGUACACAACACGGUCAAUAAAGACUACCAAUUUCUAUGAGUAUCCGUCUGGGAAAACCCGCCUUGAGCCUGUAGCUGUAAUCAUUCUUUCUGUUAUCAUGACUGUCGCCUCUAUACAGCUUAUUGUAACAUCCAUUCAAACAAUUGCAGAAAGUACUGCCAAUCCAGACAUUUCCAUCUCCACAAUAGUCAUUAUUGCAGUCACAAUUGUUUGCAAGUUCUGUCUAUUUUUGUACUGCCGAAGAUUCUCUGCCUCCUCAACAAAGGCCUUGGCCCAGGACCACCGUAAUGAUGUGUUAUCCAAUUCUGUGGCCCUAGGAAUGGGCUAUCUUGGUUUUAAGGUGUGGAAGAAUGCAGAUCCCAUUGGAGCUAUAAUUAUCAGCCUCUACAUUGCUUAUGGUUGGUGGAAAACAGGAGCACAGCAAGUGCGCAGCAUCACAGGCCACACGGCAAGACCCGAGCUGCUACAAAAGCUGAUCUGGGUGUGUGUCACCCAUGACAGUCGUGUCCAGUACAUAGACACGCUUAGGGCGUUUCACUUUGGGAAUAAUUUGUUGGUAGAAGCACAUAUUGUCUUGCCACCAGAUAUGUCUCUGAGGGAAGCACAUGAUAUUGGGGAGGCUUUGCAGCAGAAAUUAGAGCGUUUUCCCAAUGUUGAGAGGGCGUUUGUGCAUAUUGAUUACGAGUUUGAGCACCAUCCAUCUGAUGAGCAUAAGAUGACUCAAAAACCAAAAAUAGAAGAAGUAAAAUGACAAAAAAAAAAUAGAAGUAAAGUAGAAGAAGUAAAAUGACAAAAAGAGUGUUUCUUGAAAAGAAACAUAUAUUACAGAUAUAUUUUUGAUGUUCACAUUUUGAAAAAAAUCAAGGCAAAAGUACAUUAAGCUAGAAAACAUCCUCUUCAUUAGUACCAUUGUGGCGUACCCAGGGAAUCUAUUAUACCUCCAGCUGUAUGGUUUAAUUUUGUCUUUAUGACACCAUUUCAGAGUUAUACCUGGUAACCCUGUUUGCCCUGUUAAACUUGUUAAGUCUGUUUACCUUGUUAAGCCUGUAGAAUUGCAAAAUUUCCCUUGAAUUCACAAAGUAGGGAGUAAGAUAAAUUGCUAAUAAAUUGGGUUUUAACAGUGACUUUAGAUACUCUGGUCUAUUUUGCCCUAUGAGUAGAGUAAAGGAUAACUAGAACUUCAAGUCUAAGACAUUUGUAAGCCCUUGUUUUACAUUAAGCUUUGAACCAUGUUUCUAAAAGGCCAUAUGGAUUUUCACAAAGCUAAAGCUCUAAUGCACAAAAUAGAUUAUUAUAUUCUUUAUCGUUUUUCUUUUUAUGGUAAUAAAGGUACAUAUACUUAAAUAGAAGUUAGGUGGGGAAACUGUACAUCCAAAUGUAUUAAAAAUGUGUGAGGCAUAGGAGGGAGAAAAUAUUAGAAUCGAUUAUUUUUGUGCUAUUUCAGGUAAUUUACAUUUUACAUAGUGGACUUACUGGUAGCUAAGAAAAAAUGAAUAAAGGAAAAUUUGUUUUUUUAGGGUGUGCAGUGGCCAAAAGAACAGGUGCUUUGAGGUGGCCACUAACCCAGUUUAAUACCAAAGAAGAAAAAAUGCACAAAAUAAAUAUAUAUAUAUAAAUUGAACAUCUAUUUUAUUAUUUUUGUCAUUUUAGCCAGGGAAAAGAAGGGUAUACUGGUUUUUAGCCUUCAUCUCCUGACAAAACUUCCCACACAAAUACUGUAAUCUGGGAAAAUUCAUAUAGAAUUUCACAAUCUCCUGGUUUUUGGGCUUUCAAGGGUGGCAAGUAUGUUUUCACUAUCUAAUUAUGUCUAUUUUAAUUUUAAUUUUGAAUGUGUUGGUAAAGAUAACAAGAAAUAACAUACAUAUUAUUACAUAGAAAGCCCAACACAGAUAUUUUAAACAAUUAGAAAUAAUAUAUCUAAAGCUGUUAAUGAUUGGUAUUCAAUAAAAGCUUACUAUAGCA